Elgaria multicarinata webbii is the source of this 1143-nucleotide messenger RNA. It is a transcript of the gene HOXD10, whose product is annotated as homeobox D10. Gene Ontology annotation, cellular component: nucleus. The record is from RefSeq and is a predicted model, not a curated record. Bases 31 to 1143 code for a protein of 370 amino acids. The transcript has 2 exons. Lineage: Eukaryota; Metazoa; Chordata; Lepidosauria; Squamata; Anguidae. Gene Ontology annotation, molecular function: RNA polymerase II cis-regulatory region sequence-specific DNA binding; DNA-binding transcription factor activity, RNA polymerase II-specific. Gene Ontology annotation, biological process: regulation of transcription by RNA polymerase II.
CAAUCUCUCUUCUUCAAAUUCCUCCCCAAAAUGUCCUUUCCCAACAGUUCUCCUGCCGCGAAUACUUUUUUAGUCGAUUCCUUGAUCAGUGCCUGCAGGAGCGAUAGCUUUUAUUCCAACAGCGCCAGCAUGUACAUGCCACCCAGCACAGAGAUUGGGACUUAUGGGAUGCAAACGUGUGGACUGCUACCGUCUCUGGCAAAAAGAGAAGUGAACCAUCAAAGUAUGGGUAUGAACGUUCAUCCGUAUAUACCUCAAGUAGACAAUUGGACAGACGCAAACAGGUCGUGCCGAAUAGAGCAACCUGUUAGCCAGCAGGUCCCCACUUGCUCCUUCACUACCAAUAUCAAGGAAGAAACCAAUUGCUGCAUGUAUUCUGAUAAGAGGUCCAAGCUGGUGUCUUCUUCCGACGUCCCUUCCUACCAGAGGCUGGUCUCUGAUUCGUGUCCCAUUGAAAACCCCGAGGUGCCCGUCCCAGGCUAUUUCAGGCUGAGCCAGACCUACGCCGCGGGGAAAGCCCAAGAGUACAAUAACAGCCCCGAGACGAGUUCAACAGUCAUGUUACAGUUAAACCCUCGCGGCGCUUCCAAACCGCAGAUAGCUGCCCAACUUCCGAUGGAGAAGAAAAUGAAUGAAAAUCCCAACAGCAGCAGCAGCAGCUCUACCACCACCACCAGCAGCAGCAGCAACAACACCAGCAACACCAGCCACCCCCACCACCACCACCACCACCACCACCCGGACAACUCCGCCAAAGUCUCUCAAGUGGAAAGUCCCGAAGCCAAGUCCACGCUGCAGGACGACAGGAGCUGCCUGGCCGAAGCCUCGGUGUCCAGCCCAGAAACCCAAGAGAAAGAAAGCAAAGAGGAAAUCAAGUCUGAUACUCCAACCAGCAAUUGGUUAACUGCAAAGAGUGGCAGAAAGAAGAGGUGUCCAUAUACUAAACAUCAAACACUGGAAUUAGAGAAAGAGUUCUUAUUCAAUAUGUAUCUCACUCGAGAGCGCCGCCUAGAGAUCAGUAAGAGCGUAAACCUCACUGACAGGCAGGUCAAGAUAUGGUUUCAAAACCGCAGAAUGAAGCUAAAGAAGAUGAGCAGGGAAAACCGAAUCCGAGAACUGACCGCUAACCUGACCUUCUCUUAA